Carica papaya (papaya) is the source of this 1696-nucleotide messenger RNA. RefSeq names its product F-box protein FBW2-like. Gene Ontology annotation, molecular function: protein binding. NCBI's taxonomy places the organism in Eukaryota, Viridiplantae, Streptophyta, Magnoliopsida, Brassicales, Caricaceae. The record is from RefSeq and is a predicted model, not a curated record.
GUACUCGGUAGAGUGUUGUAGUUUCCCAAAAAGAGCUGCCAUGGGAGACUUGGAGUGAGAUCUGAACUCCUAACAUUAAUAUAUAAUAAUAAUCGCUGUAAUAGUCAUCUCUCCUCCUCGGUGUCUUGAAUUCAUGUUAUUUACUUCUCUUUCACGUUUCUGUCUCUGUCCUUCCUCUACUUUUGUUUGCUUCUCUUUCUUCUUUCUCCUGUUUUCGACCUGACACUAAACCUCCCUCUUCUUUCUUGUCGUUUCUCUUUCUCUCCACUUCUUUUUUUUUUUUAAAAUCUCUGUUUCUUUUUUUUUUUUUUGGGGACGAUAAGGAAGUUGUGUUUCCUUGUGGAUCCAAGGAAACCCAUCGGCUGAUAAUGUGUAUUGAUGAUGGUGGUAAUCGUUCGCGGGAAUUUAUGGGAUUUGGGUGAUUGAAUUUGAAAUCUUCAUCCCUCUGAAGGAAGGAAGAACACAUGGGGGAGGUUUGUGAGUUCAGACAAUGGGAUGAGCUGAUUCCUGAUGCACUUGGGCUUAUUUUCAAGAACCUGUCACUUAAAGAGAUACUCACCGUAAUUCCAAGGAUCUGCAAAUCUUGGGGAAAAACAGUAAGAGGUCCCUACUGCUGGCAGGACAUAGAUAUUGAGCAAUGGAGCCAAAACUGCGAGCCUGAGACUCUUGAUCGUCUGCUUCAUAUGCUGAUUACGAGAAGCUCUGGCUCUCUCCACAAGCUCUGUGUCACUGGUCUUCCUAGUGAUCAGAGUUUCUCCUUCAUUGCGGACCAUGCUAAACAUCUUCGGUCUUUAAAGCUGCCAAAAAGUGAAAUAAGCAAUUCCAUAGUGGAAAAGGUUGCAGGGAGACUCUCUAGCAUAAGUUUCUUGGAUCUAAGCUACUGCAAAAACAUUGGAGCCCCGGCUCUUGAAGCAAUUGGCAAAAACUGCAGACAUCUUACUUGGUUGCGAAGAGCCAUGCACCCGUUAGAAGUAAUUGACAAGCUAUCACAAGAUGACGAGGCUCUUGCAAUUGCAUCUACAAUGCCCAAGCUCAAGCACCUUGAGAUGGCUUACCUGCUCAUCAGCACAGAAUCCGUGCUCAAGAUACUCACAAACUGCCCAGAGCUUGAGUUCUUAGACGUGCGAGGGUGUUGGAAUGUAAAGCUUGAUGACAAAUACGUCAAGAAAUUCACACAGCUGAAGGUUAUUGGACCGCUUGUUGUAGGUUGUUGUGUGAUGAACGGCUGGGAUUAUUUUUCAGAUUACUCCAGUUCUGAACAUGAGAUGUCUUUUGAGGAUUGGGAAGAUUACCAAGGAAUGGAGGAUGUAGAAAUGAGGUUCUACGAUGUUUUUGAUUUCUACAGAGAUGCUUUUGAUUGGCCUGUGUCUCCUUGAGUUCUGUUUGUUUGUUUCAGUGUUCAAUAGAGUUCUGACCUGUGGUUGAGAGGUCUUGUCAAUCAUCUUGUCCUAGAUAUUAGAACAGCCUCUAUGACUGCUGCUUAACCGAGGUUUCUAUUAUAUGUGAAAACCUUAUGGUUUUAUUUAAGGUUGCUUUUAUGUAAUCAGUGCAAGUAAAGCUUUUCCAAGAUUGCUCUAUGAAGAUUGAUAGAACAGAAGUUUGAAUAAUAGAUUGCAGGCGUGACAGACUUGCUAUCAACUAAGAGUGUGUAAAGUUUUUGUGCAGUGAGAGUUUCUGAACUCGAGUUUUUGUGCAA